Messenger RNA from Pelodiscus sinensis (Chinese soft-shelled turtle), 2757 nucleotides. It is a transcript of the gene C27H1orf116, whose product is annotated as chromosome 27 C1orf116 homolog. Lineage: Eukaryota; Metazoa; Chordata; Testudines; Trionychidae. The record is from RefSeq and is a predicted model, not a curated record. Gene Ontology annotation, cellular component: cytoplasm.
GAAGUUGCGCGGCGAGUUUGUGAUUGGGUGGCAGGCUAUAGCAGGGUGGGUGAGGUAUUUACCUGUCCAGGUAAGUCAGUGACAGGUCAUAAGCAGAGCAGAAGAGGAGGUGUCUGUCUGUUUGGGGUGGUAGCCCUUUGCUUGGGGAAACCGAGGCUUUUGAUCCUUAUCUGUCUCUCCUAGUUCAGCUUGAAUUGGACCUACUCCAUACCUGCUUCUGGAAGUUCUUGCUCCAGUGAUUUGUGAUAUGCCUAAAGAGGGUUUGUGCCUAGGGACAGCUGGUCAAGAUUCGGGCAGUUGUGACAGCAUGGUCAGCACUAACUCAAACCUCUCUGAAGUUAGUGAUAACAGCUAUGACCAUUUAUCUGUGGAGGAAAAGGAAUGUUUGCUGUUCCUAGAAGAAACUAUUGAUUCCCUGGAUACGGAAGCAGACAGCGGGGUUUCUGCCGAUGAGACGGACUAUGCCGAACGGUCUAAGCUCCCCAGAACAUGGCCGAAGAGAGAUGCUGUUCCAAAGAAUUUGGACAAUGGGUCUCCCACCGAAAGCUUUGCUCAGCGACAGGGAAUAGAACAAAAGGGUGAAAAAUGUGUCUCUUUGCUCUCGAGUUCCGCUCCAGGAGCGGUUUCGAGUGCCGGCUACCAUAGCCUGCCAAGGAACGUCAGCGCAGCAAGUGUACAAGCCACCCCCAAGGCUUCUGUCGGCAAAACAGCUGACUUCACUGAUGGUCCAACUCCAAUGGCUCAGACAGGGAAGCAUUCAUGGAAGAUGCCCAAGAGAAGGGAGAUUGAGGACCAGUCAAAUGACCAGCCCAGUGUGAGUACUCAGACGAAGCCACCAAGUUUGGAGUUCAUAAUUCUCCAACCCCCAAAACCCUUCCAGGAUCCUAGCGGGGCGAAUACCAGAUGUCUUGCUAAGCCCGGGCAGGUAGUUGGUAGUGAAAGUGAGCUACACUCUAACCAUUUAGAGGCAAAGGGAAAAGCUACAGAAGCAAUAGGGAAUGAGCCUGAAGUGACUCCAUCACAUUCUGCUCCAGGGAAUGCAAGGCUGCCACUCCAAAAGGAAACUAAACCUUGUGAGAAGGGAAGAGAAAGAGCCACCAUGCAAGGCAGCCACGAGAAAUUAGACUCGGAAGCUUCUCUAGAUUCCAGUGCCAAACAAGGGCCUCCCACAGCCCCAAAGCCAAGAAAACUGCCACCAAAUAUUAUCCUUAAACACGGCAGAGUCAACACGGCUCCAAUCCUUGAUCCUAAUCACAAUAAAAGAGGGCUGUCUCCAUCUUCACCCAAGCACAAAUCCAGCACGAGUGAGUGUUCCCCAGAAAUGCAGGAAAGAGCUCGGUGGGAGGCUUUGGAGAAAUUGGGACUCUUACAGGAUAAAGGAAGGGAAUCUAAAAUCCAUGUUCUCAGACCUGUGACUACUCCCAAACCUAAGGAUGCCCAGGUGCUGACUUCUAGGGCUGGCAGUAGGGAGAACUUAAACAGCGACGACCGAAUCAGUGGUCCUGCUCAUAAGAAACCUGACCCGCCACUUGCUCCAAGUUUGAAUCCAGCACAUAGGGCUGCUUCUGGCUCGAGAGAGAUGAUCAAAUCCAACUCCUUGGAGCGUUCAGGCAUAGGUCUGAGCCAUGAGGACCAGAACAUGGAUAGCAGCUCGCUCAGCAAAACACCAGUCCCGGAGAAGAUGGCUCCCAGCGUGAUCAGGAAUAGCCGACCACGUCCGGUUUCCCUGGGCACUGGGAAAGACUUUGUUGAACUCAAGGCAUCCAAAAUGGAUAAGGAGGAGUUGGAGACAAGUGAAAAGCACAAAUCUUACCCACUGCAAAAGUUUCCCCGACCUACUUGUGUCAGUGUAAAAAUCACCCCUAAAGGCGCUACAAAUGAACACCGGCGAGAGGCUCUGAAAAAACUUGGUCUACUGAAGGAAUAAGCAAACUAACACUGUAAAUUCACAUGUUUUAUGCAAUUGCACCUACCUUUUUAUGCUAUGGAUACAGGAACUAUUGUAGUUGCUCUUAAGCAAAAUGGGACCAACUGUGUGGGUGAACACAUCAGUCUUAACAGGGUUCUAGGCUCACUUAGAUUAAUUCUGCACACUCUGAACUGGCAGUAUGAACAAUCCUCAUGGUUUGAUUUCCAGGGGGACAAGACUAAAGUAAUACUGCCAUUAGCAUUAUUCAAAGCUUUGUGCUAAAUAGACAUCACAUGUAUAUAGUGUAUAAAACUUAUUUAUGCAUCAUGGGAAUAAGUAUAUGAAUGGGAAUAUUGUCCUAAAUGUGUUUGUUGCAUAUUACUCCCCUAAAUGUUCACUGUCCGGACACCAUGAAUUCCUGGUGUGUGGUUGGAUCUAGUCCAGAAAGCCAACUGGGGAAAGAUAGGAUGGCAUGAUUGGUCUGGGGGGGGAGGGGGAAGAUGUUUGGGGUUUUAAUUGAGUCAAAGCUUUCAUGACCCUGAUCAUGUGCCUGUAGGAAUGCACAUAACUCUUGAAAGCAGUGGGAGCGCUGUAUCUGCCUGUGUGAUCAGGAGCCAGAUAUUUUACUCCAGAUAGCAGUGAGUAGCAAGCAAGAUUUAUGCUGCUCUAUCAAGAGGUGACUGGCAGGAGAACGUGUGCAGGUAUCAGAUUCAGAACUGCCACCCAAAAGGAGGAAAAAUACAGAUUUGAGUGUGGUGGGGUUUUUUUGUUCUUACCUGCAAUGUGCCUUAAUGUAUCCAGCUUUAUGAACAAACAACUGCUGAUACCUUAUGGUCAGCUUUUAUGUU